AUGCCGGCCGAGCUUUCCGCCGAACAACGCAAAUCCCUUCAGGAAGAGAUCAAGGUUCUUGGAGAUGAAAUCCGAGCAUUGAAAGCCAACAAAGCCGACCCCGCCGUUGUAAGUAAAUUAUUAAUGAAAGCCGAAAUGCUUCGCUCAAUCAUUUCAAAAAUCGCCAAUUCACCGCAGUUGUAUGAAAAUGUUUCGAAACCGCGUAUCGGUUAUGCACAAAGGGGUGGACGACGGAUCAAGGAGCGGGUUGCGCGUAUGCUUGAGAAGAAGGCGGCACUUGGAGAUGAGCAACCUUCUGGAAAAUUCGUCCUCAAAACGCCAAAGGGUACGCGAGACUAUGGACCGGCCCAAAUGGCUGUUAGAGAAUCAGUUCUCAAGAUCAUCACCGAUGCCUUCAAAAAGCACGGUGCCGAAACCAUUGACACUCCAGUUUUUGAGCUUCGCGAUGUUUUGAUGGGAAAAUAUGGAGAAGAAGGAGGAAAAUUGGUGUAUGAUUUGCAAGAUCAAGGAGGAGAGUUGCUAUCGAUGAGAUAUGAUUUGACGGUUCCAUUUGCUCGAUACCUUGCCAUGAACAAAGUGACGAACAUUAAAAGAUACCAUAUCGCCAAAGUAUACAGAAGAGAUCAACCAGUGAUGACGAGAGGAAGAUAUCGCGAAUUCUACCAAUGUGAUUUCGAUAUUGCUGGACAAUAUGAUUUAAUGCUUCCGGAAGCGGAAUGUUUGAAGAUUGUUGACGAUGUUCUAGGUGUCCUCGAAAUUGGCGAAUUCUAUGUUAACUUGAAUCACCGUCUGAUUUUGGAAGGAAUGUUUGCCGUUUCUGGAAUUUCGCCAAAAGACUUUAAAACCAUCUGUUCAUCUGUUGAUAAACUUGACAAGACGCCUUGGGAAGAAGUUGAGCAGGAAAUGAUCAAGGAGAAGGGUCUCAACAGCGAGCAAACCACAAAAUUAGGAUCGUUUGUAAGAUUUAGAGAACUAAAUCCUGAUCUUUCGAACACUCAACUUCUUGACAAAAUGGCAGAUCUCGAGGAUUUGGGAAAAAAUGAGAAAUUCAAAAAGGGUUGUGCUGAAUUGAAGCUUCUCAUCGAGUAUUGCGAGCUUUACAAUGUGAAAUCUGUUAGAUACGAGCCAUCUUUAGCCAGAGGCCUCGAUUAUUAUACUGGUGCUAUUUAUGAAGCUGUUGCUCCAAAAGCUUUGGAAGGAACCGAAGUCGAAAAAUCUGAAGAGACUGCCGGCCAACCUGUUGGAGUUGGUUCAGUUGCCGCUGGUGGAAGAUACGAUGGACUUGUUGGCAUGUUUGCUGCGAAGACUAAUGUUCCAUGCGUCGGAGUUUCGUUUGGAAUUGAGCGAUUGUUCGCAAUCAAAGAAGCCCGUCAAAGGGGUGCGAACGCUCUGAGAACAUCGGCAACAGAGGUGUUCGUUGCUUCGGCUCAAAAGAAUCUACUCAAGGAGCGAAUGAAGCUUUGCAAUAAGCUGUGGGAUGCUGGAAUUAAGACUGAAAUGGCUUAUAAAGCGAAUCCGAAGCUUUUAACGCAACUGCAAUAUUGCGAAGAACGACGAAUUCCGUUGGUAAUCAUUAUUGGGGAGCGAGAAAUUCAGGAAGGAAUUGUCAAGUUAAGAAAUGUGGUUACCAGAGAGGAAACGGAUGUUCCUUUGGACGCGCUUGCUGAAACUAUCAAACAAAGAAUUGCUUAG
Messenger RNA from Caenorhabditis bovis, 1692 nucleotides. The record is from the annotation of a GenBank genome assembly. Lineage: Eukaryota; Metazoa; Nematoda; Chromadorea; Rhabditida; Rhabditidae.